Anopheles moucheti is the source of this 714-nucleotide messenger RNA. RefSeq lists its product as uncharacterized. Bases 17 to 691 code for a protein of 224 amino acids. The record is from RefSeq and is a predicted model, not a curated record. The transcript is spliced from 3 exons. NCBI's taxonomy places the organism in Eukaryota, Metazoa, Arthropoda, Insecta, Diptera, Culicidae.
GCAACCGGGUAACAACAUGAUUCUAGAGGACACGAUCAAGUUCCGCAAGUGUGCCAAAACGCCCGAAGAUGUGGCUCAAUGGCGUUUGACCUACAAUUUUAUAGUGGAAACGAAAUAUUUUCUCGAGCGGUACGAUAGCAUCGUAGAAACAUGGGAUCUGUGCGACAAACAGUUCAUGAUGAACAUGUGGAACAUCGAGGAGCUUUUGACAAGCUUAUUGUACAAGUAUACCACCGUUUCAACGGAUUACAUCAAACACCCGCGAUUACCAAAGGUGGAAAUAAAGUGUUGUGAUCAUCUGUUCGAAUGCUCAAAGGAUCUCCACAAGCAUUACUACACCGUACAUCAUACGCCGGGCCGAGUGAACGAUGUUCGGUUUUGUGAGGUGAGUAAACUGAUGAUUGACUGUCGUGUUGUAUGUUGGAUGAUCGAUGAAAACAAACUUAUUCUACUACAGAUGAAGGCGGGUUUGCUAAAACUAGAGCUAUAUAAGAAUAGUUUGAAAUAUUACCUGGAGUUUGGAAAGUGGUGCGAUCAUGUGCUGUGUUUGUAUCUGAAGAAAAUCUACAGGAAAGUGAAUGUUACACUUGAUCCGUUUAGAGAUGCACCACCUCCUGCUCCACCGGUGCAACCUAAGGAACAGGAUCUGGAGCUGGAAAUGGAACUGGAAUCGGAGGAAGAUGUAGCGUAAUCGAAUAAUAAAACUGAACCACA